UGAAGCCAGGAACCAAACCAACACCUGUUGGUCGGUUUGCAGGCGCCAAGACCGGCCGCAGGCUCUCAGGUUGUUACUGUGUUAUGUCAUCGACAAAAAAAAUGUCCUUCAAACCAAAGAGAAAGAUGGGAACAGAUAAUGGACACGGAAAAUCCUACUGCUGUGAAUGUGAUGAACAAGAGAAGAGAGCUUCUAUUGUUUAAUAUUGCUUGAUUCGUGCAUUAAACUACAUGUUCUCCGCUCAUAUCUGUCGUAAUGUCUGUGACGGAAAGAAAUUUAACUGCUGUGCUGAAGAAAAAAGGAAAACUUGUGCUGGAAGAUACACCUGUUCCACAGCCAGGACCAGAUGGUGAGUUUUACUACCAAGUGACGCACAAUACAAAGGUUCAGAUACGAGUACAUUCGGUGGGCAUAUGCGGUUCUGACGUCCACUAUUUAGUAGAUGGAAAGAUUGGACGCUUUGUGGUGAAUUCUCCCAUGAUCCUUGGCCAUGAGUCUUCCGGGAUUGUGUCUGCACUUGGUGAGGGCGUCACCAACCUCAAAGUUGGUGACCGCGUAGCCAUUGAACCUGGAGUGCCAUGCAGGAUGUGCUCUUACUGCAAGGAAGGUCGCUACAAUCUUUGCCCCGAUAUCGUCUUCUGUGCUACCCCUCCAGUGGAUGGUUCCUUGCGUCGCUUCUACUGUCAUGCUGCCGACUUCUGCUACAGGCUUCCAGAUCAUGUGACCUUGGAUGAGGGAGCCCUCUUGGAACCCCUAGCCGUGGGUGUGUACUCCUGCCAGCGGGGAGGUGUGAAGUUAGGCAGCAACGUCCUGGUUCUUGGCUCAGGACCCAUUGGUCUGAUGUGUCUGCUUAGUGCCAAAGCAAUGGGAGCAGCCCAAAUUAUUGUCACAGAUCUUGACCAGGGUCGUCUGGACAUGGCUGUGAUGUUGGGAGCCCAUCAUGCCUUGCGGGUGGACACUCGGGACGGUGAGAAAAUGGCACACAGAGUGGAGGAAGCAUUGGGACGUAAGCCGGACAUCUCCAUUGAGUGUAGUGGAGCCGAACCCAGUGUACAGACGGGCAUCUAUGCCACCAAGUCUGGUGGCGUGGUGGUCCUCGUUGGUAGGGGGCGCUAUUCAUUGGACCUGCCGCUAGUCAACGCAGCCGUACGAGAGGUGGAUAUUAAAGGAGUUUUCAGAUACGUAAACUGCUACCCUCUCGCCCUGGAAAUGAUCGCCUCAGGCAAGGUGGAUGCCAAGCCACUGAUAACCCAUCACUUCCCCCUGGAGAAGACACUGGAGGCAUUUGAGACGUCGCGGACGGGAGCAGGUGGAGCCAUCAAGGUCAUGAUACACUGCGACCAGUAGAGAGACAAGGAAUCACCAUGGCAACGGAGUCCAUCAUCUCCAAUUCAAAUACAGACUAACUGAAGACUUCGAGAGAUCAUGAUCUUUAAUCGUGUAGACAGGAGAUUGCCAUGAUUCUGUAGCCUAUGGAUACUCAUUGAAAGUGACAAGAUGUAACAAGGUUAUUCUGGUGCAGUUGGUCAGAUGUGUGCGGUCACCAGGGCAACUGAAUCCGUAGUGGCCAAUUACAGUGAUAACGAUCUGUUAUGGUCUGGAUGCACCACAAUCAGCAAGGUGCACACUCACCAUGGCAACUGAAUGAUGCUGGUCAGUUAACAGUGAUACUGAUCUGGUGAAGAACACUGCAUUUGGUUUAGAGCACAGAAAUACGAUUUAUUUGUGCGAGUACAGUACCCAUGGGUGACAUCCAGUUAUGUAACGUUGCCUUGAUUGUGGAUACAAAUGUCAUGUGGUCUAGGAAGACCCUUCACAUGGUGCAAUUUGUCAUUUUUGUGUUAUACAUACCCCUUCUGUUGUCAGGACUGCUUUACUUCCAACUCUAGUUGUAUCAUCAAUCUUUAAAGUUCCAAUGUUUGAUUGAGUUUGCACAAAAAAUAAAUGGAAGAUUGCAGAUGUUUACGUAUAAAAGAAUAGAACUGGUAUAAAUUGUCAAUAAUGACAAUUGAAAUAUUAAUGAAAAAAUUGCAGUAAAACGUCAAAUUAUCCCAAAAAAUCUCACAGACUAUUUUUCUGUUAUCUUCCAAUGUUGGCGAGGCAACAUGCAGGGUUUUCCCAGAUCAUAUCAUAGAUAGUGAGACGUGACUGCCGCUGUGGUGUUUAAUUCUCUUCAGGAAUUAAGUUUGAAGCAUACUAUGAUUAUGUCUACCUGUGACAAGUUCACAGUACAAGGCAAGUGUUGUAUUGGUUAAAAAUGAGUGCUAACUUCCAUGGUCCUGUAACUGUGUGAUGUCCAAAUUAAAAUGUUGGACGGUGUUUUCACGAAGUGAUAAAAACCUGGAAUAUCAAUAAUUUUUCUAUCCAUAGUUUUGUUCCUACCAUUUAAGUACACUUCAUUCAAGCUUGGCACAGUGUAGCAAAAUGUUAUUUACUUUCAUAUUAAUUGUAAACACUUAUUUGAUAAAACGCUCUCCGUGUUUCUCUGUUUUCACUAAGUGUAAAAGGACACCUUGUUAGCAGGGUAAAAUAGGCUAUACAAGGUUUUGUACAAAUCAGGAUGUGAGUAUAAGCAUACACACGAAUGAUGUUGAAAAUAAACAUGUGCACGAGUCUUGAUAUGUGACAAACUGUA
Messenger RNA from Acanthaster planci (crown-of-thorns starfish), 2635 nucleotides. Its product is annotated as sorbitol dehydrogenase-like. NCBI's taxonomy places the organism in Eukaryota, Metazoa, Echinodermata, Asteroidea, Valvatida, Acanthasteridae. Gene Ontology annotation, molecular function: zinc ion binding; L-iditol 2-dehydrogenase (NAD+) activity. Gene Ontology annotation, biological process: D-sorbitol catabolic process. The record is from RefSeq and is a predicted model, not a curated record.